Molecule: messenger RNA, 799 nt
Organism: Bubalus bubalis (water buffalo)
Lineage: Eukaryota; Metazoa; Chordata; Mammalia; Artiodactyla; Bovidae
Product: odorant-binding protein-like
Exons: 7
Coding region: 58-573 (171 amino acids)
Molecular function (GO): small molecule binding; odorant binding
Source: RefSeq, a predicted model, not a curated record
UCCAACCUCUGGGACACCCUCAGCUUCUACAGAAGAAGGAUCAGGAGAGUCAACAAGAUGAAGGGUCUGCUGUUCACUCUUGUCCUUGGUCUGCUUGCUGCCGGUCAAGGCGAUGUGAUAGAUGCCUCUCAGUUCACAGGAAAAUGGUUAACCCAUUUUAUCGCAGCCGAUAACAUAGACAAGAUCACCGAGGGCGCGCCAUUCCACAUUUUCAUGCGUUACAUCGAGUUUGAUGAAGAAAACGGCACGAUACACUUCCACUUUUAUAUCAAGAAGAAUGGAGAAUGCAUAGAAAAAUAUGUCUCAGGCCUAAAGAAAGAAAACAUCUAUGUUAUUGACUACGCGGGUCACAAUGAAUUUCAAGUCAUUAGUGGGGACGAGAACACUCUCAUCACGCAUAAUCUCAAUGUGGAUGAAGAUGGCAGUGAGACAGAAAUGGUGGGAUUAUUUGGUUUAUCCGAUGAUGUUGAUCCAAAUCGCGAAGACGAGUUCAAAAACGCAGUGAGAGAAAAAGGGAUUCCGGAAGAAAAUAUCCUGAAUUUCAUCUACAAUGACAACUGUCCAAGGGAGUGAGAAGCAGUGACUCUGACUUUUAAAGAGUCACUGAGACCAGGCACGUCCUCGUCUCCAUGGAAUCAAGAUCCACAACACGAAGACGACUUUCCUGGCUCCUGAUUAACAUGAUCCUGCUCUCUUCACACUCACACUCCUUCUCCCAUCUCAUCGCUCCUUGUCACUAAAUCAUGUCCUGGUUUGUGUUAUUUGAUUGCUGAGGGUUUAAAUAAAUGGUAAAUAUCUG